UGUGCCUGCCGUUCUUUGACAGACGCUGAUUGAAAGACCCAACCUCAAAAAAAGCGAUGCCAUUGUAGUGUUUCUGUUUACUUCUUAUUAGUUGUAAUUUGUAAUUACACAGUUCUUAGCUGACUAAAGUCUUAUGGAUCUUCCUAAUAGUCUUCGAAGCAUGGAUGAGCCAUCAGUUGGUUUAGGGAUUCAGGAAAAUAAUGGCAGUAUUCCAUCUAGUCCAAUGGCACCCCAAAACAUUGAGCCAUGUGUACCUGACGGAUUAUCGGGCCCAGAAGGCAGUUUAGGAAUUAGUAUUGAGUCAAAGCGCUCAGAAAUCACCGAGAAAAAUAGGGUUGAGGCCAAUAAACUUGCACCUUUAGAACACGUUUUAGACAAACCCAUAUCUGGCCCAUUAUUAGACGAUACUGGUAGCGAUAGAGCUAAGAGUAUCAACAGUGAAAAAGUGAACAGCACUUCAAGAGUUAGACGUAAGAUCAGACGAAUUACUAUUCUAGAAAGUGAUAGUGAGCUAGAAGAACUAUCUAGAACGCAAGAAGUUGAAGAAUACACACGAUCGGUCCAAGACUAUGAUGGUUCUGAGUUUCGCUGCUCAGAUGCCAAAGGCAAUAGGCCUGGAGCCAAUGAAGAUGAUAGUGAUAGUGAUAAUAAGGAGAAGGAGGAGGAAGUUAGUGCUGAUCACUGUAAAGAAGUGAACUGCACAUCAAAGCGUAAACGUAAAAGCAGGAUAAUUGGUCGUGUUGACAGUGAUAAUGAUAGUAAUUCUGAAGAACAAAUGGCGACUGAACCUCCAGAAGUUAUGGCCGAUAAUUUAUUAACUGAAGACGAUGAUGCUGCAUCUGUUUUCUCCACUAAUUCUAGUAAUGGGGAAAUUGUAUCAGAAACAAAGGGGAAACAGCAUAAUUCAGCGCUGGCGCUGUUGUGCGAUUCAGAAAGCCACGAUGAACAAAUGCCUUCCAAACAAGAUUACUCCUUAUCUGAAAAAGAGCCAACUCAGCAAACCAGUGGCAAAUCUGCGAAAAUCAGGCUACAAAGGCAAUUUGAAAAAGAUCGGGAGAACUUCCCGAAAAAAGUAACCACUGUAAAAGAUGCUGCUGAGCAGCGAAAACAGAUCCAAUCAGAAUCUCAGAGGAUGUUGAGGGAGCGGACCAUAUCACUCCCCUACCAUAAGCCGAAGACCCGCAGUCUAAAGGAAUUUUUAUCCAGGAGACCGAAACUUUCACGGGCAUUGCCUGAACAAGCCAAGCGCACUGCUCCUUCCAUAGCAAUCAAAAUGACUAACGAUCAACUGGAAUUAAUAUCGAUUAAACUGAAAGAACGAGAGAAAGAAGUUAAAGAGUUUUACAGAUCUGAAAGUGAAUCCGAUAAUGAGGAGUCUGAAUCAGUUGAAGGAAAUCACAUUGCAACCGACAAUGAACAAAAGCCGGCUUCUAAUGAAGCCACUGCUAACAACUCGGAAAGCGCAAUUCAGGAAGACCCUGUACAGGUUCAAAACCGUAAUGGAGCAGAUUUACAAACAUCUAAUAACGAAGUCGAACCAGAGACAUCCACUGAACCUAUUUCACACACAGAAGCCCAGUUGGAAACUGAGGAACAACCCAACGAAUUAUCCCUUAAUGAACCAAUGAACCAGCAAGACCAAUCAAAUGCUACCAUAUCCGAAUCCAACUCAAUUCAAGCUCAGAAAAGGGCCUCCGAAACAUACGAUUUUACCUUGGAUUCGUCCAUAGAAGACCCAAACACCUCCACCGAGGUGGAGCUGGGCAAGCCAGACUCUUCAGGAUCUGAAAAAGCACCCACUUUUUCUUUCACGGAAAUAGACAGGGAAAUAGAAAAUUUUGCCCAUUCCGGCGAAACAGUCGAUUCGAAAGAGCUUGCACCGCCAUGUCCGGCAAAAUCGGCACUCGAGUUGCUGAAAGAGAAAUUAGCCAACGACACUCCUAAGCUAAGUGGGGAGCAUGACGAUUUAAUAGAUUUGAAUUCAGUGACCAAGCCAAACCAAUUCGUGGAAUUGAUGGAGCGAUUUGCCAAACACGUUUCAUCGACAAAAAAGAAUCGUAACCAACACAAAGUCAAGUUGAGCAUAGUGUCUGUAGAGAGAGGGGGCGACAUUCGCAAAGAAGAAGUAGCAGUGAACGUGGACAGCGACGAAGAAGAUUUAGUGGUUGAGGAGAAACCAGGAGCAAAGUUGCACAAGUUGAAGGUGGACUUACAAAACCAAAUGCAGCAAAAGAAAGCGGAACUGUGGCAACAGAAAGCAGCCAAAGGUUUAAGAGCAGGAGCCCUCACUUCUGAAGGCCAAGAAAAUGAAGAAGACGUUUUAGACGACGAUGAAGAGGAGACUGAAAUGACUGACGAGGAGGAAACUGACGAAGAUCUAGAAGACGAUGUAGAUAUGAGAGAAAAAUCCAGAAAAAAGUCGGAUUUCCUGGACGAAGAGGCUGAUGUUACUGAUGAUGAUGAAGAAGAAGAGGAUGAGUCGGUCAAAGAAGGAUUCGAAAAUAACGCCGUCGAAGACCAGGAAGAAGUCGUAAGUGAGCCCGGAACUUCAGAGGAUAUCCACGAACCAGAGCAGAGAAAGGUGCUAAAACGAAUUCUCAAACCUACAGACUCAGAUUCUGAAGAAGAAGACCUGUUCAACGACUCUGUGGCCCAGAAAUCACUUACCAAUGUCCAGUUAGACUCUACCAUUACCGCCGACGAAGAUGAUAUUCCUUCUCAUCAACCUCCGCAAGUUGAGACUCCUGUUAAGGCUGCAGUGAGUCAAGGAAAAUCCAUCACUGAAUUUCUAACGCCGAUCUCUUUUCUAACCAGUAUUCAAAAUUUGGCGUCCAUCUCCAAGAGCAACAAGAAGGAGGCAUUUAUGUCACCGUUUAAAAUGCCCUUAGACCUGCAGAAUGGACGAUCGGUCAAACAGAAAAAACUGUUUUCCGAUACAGACAUAUUGGACUCCCAGGGUUCACUAAACACGCAAGAGUUCAGCUUAAAUGUUCAGGGGCCAUCGGCUGAAGAACCGCCUAAUACUCAGGAUUUACUCAAUAUUUGUUCUGGACAAUUUACCGGAAUAACUCCGAUCGAGUCUACGGAGUCGACGGGGAAAGUGGACGAAUUCAAAGAAGCCCAAAGCGGCGAAUUUAAAUCGUUAGGCCAAGAAGAUAUGAUUAUUUCUCAGUUGCUGGAUGAAGAAGAGCUGGAACUCUUUAAGAAAAAGUUUGACUCCCCAGUAAAUCAAGCAAGUACAGUUCCGGAAAACAAAGAAGUCAGUGGCGGAGGAGUAAUCGAUUCUGAUGAUGAUGGGGAAACCGUAGGCGCCGGGCUUAAAAAGAGAAAGAACCAAAAGAGAAUUCAGUUCUCAGAUGAUGACAGUUCCGAAGAUGGACUAAACGAAGACGAAGAGAAGAUUGAUUUGCAUGACAACGUUGAAUCUGACAAUGAGCAAGAUGUUGCGUAUGACUCCGAAGAAAAUGAAAUUGAAAUAAGCGAAGCAGGAAAGCCGCAAAAAUUUAAACUCAAAGACUUUGUGGAGGCUGAAGCCGAGCUGUCCGAAUCUGAAUGGGGCAGCGAAGAUGAGGACGAAAAAGACAUGGACAAGUUGGAAUUCGAACUGGGAGACACGGAAACCUUUGACGAGGAACAAGUCAAAUCGGACUUGGAGAAGAUCCACAUGCGGCGAAUGCUGGACGACGAUACUCGCGAAGUGAAGCUGCUGCAAGAACUUUUGCUGGAAGACGGGGAAAUGCAUGGGACUGGACGGCAGAGGCAGUUUAAAUGGAAGAAUAUUGAUUUAGCUGAUGAGCGAGUCGAGAACAAACAGGACGACGACAUUUUCUUUGACGAGGAAGAAAGCGAAGAACAGUGGCGCAAAAAGAGGCAUGAAAGAGAAAUGUUCCUGAAACAACAGCAGCAGAGGAAUCUGGAUGUAGACUUUUUAGGCAACGGCCAGCUGCUGCAAAUCGGUCAAAAAAUCCUGCAAAAGAGCCAAAAUUCGCAAAAUACCGCUCCAGUAGAAAAAACCAAAGCUGAUAAGAGCCCCUUCAAGAACACACCUUUUAACAUCCAGAACAAACGAGGGUCAUUUCUGAACAGAAGCGACCAGGUUUUGAACCGAGUGGCUAAAUUUACUAAAGUAGUUACAGAGGUCGACAUUCAUUCCAAAAAAACCACGAAACACUUCCUGUUUCAAAGAGUUUCUGCUGAUGCAUCAUCGUCUUCCACAACGGGAAAAAAGCGAAAAGCUGCCGAAGGUACUCCACGUCUGCUGAAAAAACUGAGAUUGAAUACCGAUCUGAGCCCAGCGGUUAAAAAGCUCGAUAAACCGGAAAGAUCGAGGAAGUUGUUCAAUUUUUAGCCUUAUUUUUAUACAAUUGUUUUUGUUGAUAACUUGCGAAUAGAUGCUUUUUACGAUGGCCGCUGCGUUGGCGCGAAGAA
Molecule: messenger RNA, 4428 nt
Organism: Dendroctonus ponderosae (mountain pine beetle)
Lineage: Eukaryota; Metazoa; Arthropoda; Insecta; Coleoptera; Curculionidae
Product: claspin
Exons: 19
Coding region: 134-4348 (1404 amino acids)
Biological process (GO): mitotic DNA replication checkpoint signaling; mitotic G2 DNA damage checkpoint signaling; activation of protein kinase activity
Molecular function (GO): anaphase-promoting complex binding
Source: RefSeq, a predicted model, not a curated record